Messenger RNA from Helicoverpa zea (corn earworm), 2259 nucleotides. RefSeq lists its product as uncharacterized. The record is from RefSeq and is a predicted model, not a curated record. The transcript is spliced from 3 exons. Lineage: Eukaryota; Metazoa; Arthropoda; Insecta; Lepidoptera; Noctuidae. Bases 1405 to 2031 code for a protein of 208 amino acids.
UUAAGAUAGUUAUUAAUCACUUGGCCCGAUAAAGCUAGACAUUAUUCAUAAUGCUCGGGCAUUAUAAAUAAUGCCCGAAUUAAUCACAUGGUCCAUAACAUACAUACAAUGUUAGCAUUUCGUCUGGUAUACAAUAGGAGUGGUGAUUAAGAUAAAAAUAAUUGGAUUAUCGUCUGCUGGCUGUUGGCCGCGGUGUUUUUUAACCAGUUGAUUUCGACACUUAACAAAGAUUGAUUCAGCAAGUCAACUAUAAUUAUUAAUUAUGUUGUUUGAUAUUUUAUGUACCUAGCUAUUGUUAAAUUAAUGUCGUUGAAGUCAGUUAGGCAGUCAUAUUCAAUUUGCUAUUAAGGCGCUGAAUGCCCAAAUUGGCUAGUCUCAAACAAUUUUUGGCCAAAUCUAUACAGUUUUUGACGGCGAAAUAAAUAUAUAUUAAUCUUGAACAUAUUUCUGAGAACCCUGUUAAUUUCAAAACAUUGGUUUGGCAAGCCUUGGUUCAGAGUUAAGAUGUGGUCUUAUACAUGGAUACUAAUUCUUUCUACAACCUAAAUUAGAAACAGAAAAUAUUUUUAUGAACUAAGUAAUUAAUAAACUCAAAUAGGUAGGAAUCUACUUCCUACUUGAGUAGUUCCACCGGGACGCGGAUAAAGGAACCGCGAGAAACAGCAAGCAGGUACUUAACUACUUACCUAUAAGCAAUUAAUGAGUUUGUAAAAAAACAGUUGAGUAAUUAAAUAACUUACGAGUACCUGCCCAGGCAAAUGUUAUCUACUAUUUUAAUGGUAUUGUCAUUUUAUUACAUUUGGUAUCGGUAACAUACAGUGCAAACCGUGUUCAACAAAUUACUAGGCACCUACAAGAAAUGAUGAAACUAUGCUGCAGGUACUGAUUUUCAAUCCAGUAUUCAUAUUUUACUUGUAUGAGUCGAAUUUCAACCAAUCUAGUCGAUCGAUUGGAACAGGUAGGUAAGUACAACGAAUUGAUUAUUUUAUCUACCAGCUCAUAAACCAGUCUGUGUGCAACAGGUUCGCUAAGGUUCAACCCUACACGCAGGUUUAGAUAAUAAAUAAAAAUAAUUGAGUAUAGAUUGGCGCUAUUUUGGUCCCAUCUAUCAAACCUUUUACGUGCGACAUCACAUUGAGUGUUUAUCUGCUUUAUGUUCUAGUUAAUUUAAAAAAUAACAAAUAAGUACAGAAUCUGCGAUUAUUACGCAAUCUGAAGACGCAGUGCACCGGCUGAGGCUAUCGACCUUCCCACAGUUACUUGAAAUAACUGUUAAAGUUGUUGGAAAUAACUUUGUGCUUAAGCAGAGAGCAGGGCAACCGGUGGCUCAGGCCAGUCGCGCAUGACCACGGGACUCGAUCGCAAUUCCCACUUUAUCGUACAUAGGCAAACUUCUUGUAGAAAAUGUGUGAAUUAUUCGUUCUUGUUUUGACUUUGUGCUCUCUUUUGUUGCGAACAACCGAUUGCACAUCCAGCUUUGAUCAGAGACAAACGGGAGAUCUAAAUGUACAAAUUGGUUUGAAGAACAUUAAUAUCAUUGCUCUACUAAAAGGAGGAAAAGAAGAAUAUGUGGAUUAUGAUUACGCGUACGAUUACUCAGAAAUGACGAUAAAACCGCAGAACGGUACAACACCAAAACCGUUAAACGCAGCAAACACAACAAUAAACAUUGAGACGCAACACAAUGCGAGUACUUCGACGACAGCUUUACCUGACCGGACUACAGAAGAAUUCAAAAAUAGUACUGUUGUUAGUAUGGAGGUAACUGAACCAGCGUUGAAUCAGACUAUUAACAACGAUGUUGUUACAACGCUACCGCCGAUUGUGGUUGUCCCCACGACAAUAAUUCCAGAAUCUUUAAAUAUCACGAACGAAGCAAUUUCACAAGUAAAGAAUAAAUGCAGACGAGGAUUUUUCCAAAAUAAUGAAGGAAAAUGUGAAUAUAAAGUACAUGGGACGUCGAAUGCAUUACGCAGGAUUGUAAAGCUUGCUCAAAAAAUCAAAAUAGGAAGACAGUAUGGAGGACCAUAAAGGCUGUAGGAAGUUUUUGUCAAGAGCUCCCUUUCAUAUCAACUUAUAAAGAGACAAUUUUUAUAGCUCAAUACAGGUACCUGGCUCUAAAACCUGUAUUAUAGAAGUAAUAUUAGAAUGGUGAACUAAAUGCAUUUCUGCUAAAAUACUGGAAGAUGCUAUGCUGGGCAUAUUUAAAGAAAUAUAUUGUAUGUGAGACUGUAUAAUAAAUAAGUUUUGAAUUAUGUU